UCCGUUCGACUCCCCCCGCGCGUUACAUAGAACCAUCCAUCAUUUACCCAUUUGCGCAUUCCACGACCCGCCGCGCCUUCAUAUCGCUCCUGCCUGCCUAGACCGGCACCACCAUGGCGGGCAACACAACCCCAUUCCCUCCACCCUCGUAUCUGCAGGCGUUCCGGCCCGCGUCUGCGAUGGCGAACAGAUUCGACGAGGGAUAUUCCGAAGACACGCGCAGCCAGAGCGGGAGCGAGAUGCUGAUGAGGGCCGACUCGCGGCUCGGCGAGAGCGGCAUGGAACAGGACCCCCAAUAUCCCCUGCCAGACUGGGUCCUGAACAUGAGCGAGAACGAGCGAAGUGAAUUCGCCUACGCAAUCCUCCGAUCGCUGCGCACCUCAUCCAUCGCCGGCAUAGUAGAGAAACUCAACCCCCUCCUCCACCUGGACCCCGUCAUCCACCUCCCUCCCGAGAUAACCUUUCAGAUUUUCUCAUACCUGACCCCAGAGACACUGCUGCGCGCAUCGACGCUAUCGCGAACAUGGCGAUCUCGGGUAAUGGACAGCCCCCUGUGGAAGCUCCUCUUCCAGAUGGAAGGCUGGAACUCCAACUUUCCUCAAGUGCGCGCUUACGAAGAGGGCGAGAGACAGAGACGCGUGGAGAUCAAAGAAAAGGAGCGGAAGACACGACCAAGGGCUGCUGAGGACAUGGACGUUGACAAACCAUCCAGUAAGAAGCGGCUUCGAGAGCGACCGCUAUUUGGCGACGGGACCUCCUCUGAUAACGGGAUACACGACAAGCUCGAGCCACUGUCUCUCGACAGUGCAAAAGAAGGGCACCCGCCCUGGGGCGAACAGCACAGUGUCGUUGAAGCAGAUGAAAUCCCCUCUACUAGACAGGAAGACAGAAUGGAGGGAAUCUCAUACAAUGGCGCGUCCCCGCUAGCGUCUCCAGCCGCAGAUGGUUUGCGGCGCCGAAAGAGGUCUUCAGAGGCUGGGGAAUCGACACCAACCACUGCCACUUCGUCAAGCUCCAUGGAUCCGCCCUUGCGCCCAUCGCUUCUUCUUCCCGCGCCCGAACCGAAGAUCAACUGGCAGUAUCUCUACAAGCAGAAACGGCGUUUGGAGGACAACUGGGAUGCUGGUCGCUUCUCGAACUUUCAGCUCCCACAUCCCAACUACCAGACAGAGGCACACACCGAGUGCGUAUACACCAUUCAGUAUUCUGGGAAAUAUCUGGUCAGUGGCAGUCGUGAUAAGUCCGUGCGUGUCUGGGACCUGGAUAUCCAGCGCCUGGUGCUUCCUCCUCUAGUCGGUCACAAAGCGUCUGUCCUGUGUUUGCAGUUCGACGAGCGACCGGACCAGGAUCUCAUUGUCUCUGGCGGAAGUGACUGCAACGUCAUACUAUGGCAGUUUUCGACCGGACGAAUGAUUAAGAAGCUUGAGAAAGCCCACUCCGAGUCAGUCCUCAAUCUCCGGUUUGACGAUACAUAUCUCGUUACGUGCUCAAAGGACAAGACCAUCAAAGUAUGGAACCGGAAGGAAAUGCUACCAACAGACGACACGUAUCCGUUGUCGACCGUGAAAUCCGGCGCUCGCUUCCCCUCAUACAUUAUCAACAUGCAGCAGCAAGCCGAAAACCAGCAUCUUUACUUCAAACCGCUCCAGCCAUAUAACCUGAUCAUGACUUUGGAAGGCCAUGGAGCUGCGGUCAACGCUAUUCAGAUCCUGGAUGGACAGAUUGUCUCCGCAUCCGGGGACCGGAGCGUCAAAGUCUGGGACGUCCGUACGGGAGCCUGCUCAAGGACCUUCUCGGGUCAUACCAAGGGUAUCGCAUGUGUGCAAUUUGACGGUCGGAGAAUUGUCAGUGGUAGCUCUGAUGAAACAGUGCGCAUAUUUGACCGAGCGACCGGCGCAGAAGUCGCAUGCCUGCAGGGGCACUCGAAUCUCGUCCGCACUGUACAGGCGCAAUUUGGAGAUCUUCCUGGCAAUGAAGAAGAACUUGAAGCUGAAGCCCGCGCAGUCGACCACAGCUUCUUUGAAGCGCAAAGAAGAGGACUCAUUUCGGAGGAACUGACUAGAGCGCAACGUCGCCAACGCAACGCAGGAUCCCGAGAUCCAAAGGCAUUAUUUGCGUACGGAGCCAAGCUCCCACCCGGCGGCGGAGGCAGCAAAUGGGCUCGAAUUGUUUCCGGCUCUUACGAUGAGACGGUCAUCAUUUGGAAGAGAGGCCCUGAUGGAGCCUGGGAAAAGUCAAAGGUCCUGUACCAGAAUGAGGCCGUACGAGCAGCUGGAGGUCGGCCGAGGCGCCCGGUUGCUCAUGCUCACGCUCACGCAAACCAUGUGAACCAAAAUCAAAACCAGAACCAGAACCAGCAGCAGCAGCAGCAGCAGGGAGGGCAUCCGCCGGCACAGCAACCGAACUUCCAAGCACUCGCGCAGCAGGCGCAGGCACAAGCCCAGGCGGUUCAAACCCUCGCGCAACAAGCCCAAGCUCUACACGCAGCUGCGCAAGUCAUGGGCAGCACUAUGAACAGCUUGCCAAGUGCAACUCCCCCAGCACCCCACAAUGCAGUUUCCGCUCCCACCGGCGCCAAUCAAGCGGCCGCAAAUACUGGGCAGACAGCAGGGCCUGCACAGCAACCUCAACAGGCGGCAGCGCCGAACGCAGCGCCCCAUCAUCAUCAUCAUGGUCCCCAUCACCAUCAUCAUAACUUUACCGGGCCGCUUAACAACCAGGGCACCUCUCGCGUGUUCAAGCUGCAAUUUGAUGCGCGUAGAAUCGUCUGCUGCAGCCAAGACCCGACAAUAGUCGGCUGGGACUUUGCCAACAACGACAAGGAUAUCGUCCUCGCCAGUCAGUUCUUCGGUGACUCUGUCUGAAAACGCGUUGUGGCGACGUUCAAAUCACCGUCAACGUCUUGCUGCCUUAGUAUACGAGGCGACGUGCGAAGCUGACGCAAUGCGGAUCUGGGACGUCGUGUCCCGGCCCGCUGACUUGGCAUGCGGCUG
Trematosphaeria pertusa is the source of this 2993-nucleotide messenger RNA. RefSeq names its product WD40 repeat-like protein. Gene Ontology annotation, biological process: establishment of mitotic spindle orientation; microtubule organizing center organization; vesicle transport along microtubule. The coding region runs from base 114 to 2864 and encodes 916 amino acids. Gene Ontology annotation, cellular component: kinetochore; microtubule associated complex; nuclear envelope. Gene Ontology annotation, molecular function: microtubule plus-end binding; dynein complex binding. The record is from RefSeq and is a predicted model, not a curated record. The transcript has 2 exons. Lineage: Eukaryota; Fungi; Ascomycota; Dothideomycetes; Pleosporales; Trematosphaeriaceae.